AUGUCUAACAGUAGUGUCCUGCCAACGUCCCUGUAUGAAGGUCUACUCGCCAAGCUUGUGAGGAUACUAGAGCUCACCCAGAAGCCCGAGGGUACAGCAACGCCUCAAGCAAAACAGGCACUCCUGCACGCAACGAAUGACUUUAAGAACUCGAUAGCGCAGGCAAAGGACCUGGCCGCUGAGCUGCCUGGAGGAGAACUGAGGAUCGAUGAGCAGGACGAGGUGAUUGAGAUGCUCACCCAGCUACGAGACAGGAAGAGCAGGCAACAGCUAGAACAAUUUUCCGCUCAAACCCUGGAGUUGUCGUCAUCGUCGGCAGAAAUGAGCAUGGAAGUCGACUCGAUGGCGUCGACACCCAGUUGA
Messenger RNA from Desarmillaria tabescens, 363 nucleotides. RefSeq lists its product as uncharacterized. Bases 1 to 363 code for a protein of 120 amino acids. The transcript is spliced from 3 exons. The record is from RefSeq and is a predicted model, not a curated record. Lineage: Eukaryota; Fungi; Basidiomycota; Agaricomycetes; Agaricales; Physalacriaceae.